AUGAAGAUCACCGAGUUGGAAGAGAGUCAUGCCGCCUACAAACAGCGGCUGCUCGAGCAACUCACCGUUGUCAAAGCGAAUUUCACUCAAGAGCGUGACGCUUUGAAACAAGAGAUAAACACACUGCAAAAUGAAAAGGCGAUACUGAUUGACACUCGCACGCACUUGGAGUCUGACAAAGCCAGGUUGGAAAGUGAUGUUGAUUCGCUCAAUGGCAAGUUGUUCCGGGAGAGAUCAGCCAACACCGAGGAGCAGAUCAGACUGAACGAUUGUAUCGAGACAUUGAAGGGCGAUGUUGUUGCACUGAAUGGCACGAUAGAGGAGCAAUCGAUGGUUAUCGAGGAGUUGACGAGUGCGCGUGACUCUACUGAGGCGGCACUGGAGCGUGUUACCAUGGCUGCAGAGCAGACCGAGCAGAGAUUGGUCAACCAGCUUCGACAGAUCGAGAGAGAAAAGACAGAGCAGCGCAAUCACUACGAACAUCUGAUACAUGACAUCAACCAGAAGAAACAAGAGCAGCGCAAUCACUAUGAAAGUCUACUGAGUGAAGUCAACCAAAAGGUUGAGGAACACAAACAAAAGGAAGAAAGACUACUCUCUAUCUCUGAGAAGUUAAAGGAAGAAGUGAAAGUAGAAGAAAUACCAGUUGCAUAUAUACCAACAGCAAUAACAACAACAACAGCUAUUUUAUCACCAGACAGCAGUAUUGGUGACAAUCAAUUCUCUAGUUUCGAAAGGGAGAAUCUGUUGUCCAAUAUUCAAAAGUUGAACGAACAACUAAAGGAUAGAGAUACAAUUAUAAAGACUAUAUUCCCAAGAAAGAUUGACAGUCUUGAGCAAACCAUUAAGAAGCUGGAUAGCAAGCUGGCCGAUGCCGAUCGCGAAGCCAAGAGUAACAAGCAGACUGCAGCAUUGAAAUCGUUGGAGAUCGAGGAGUUGAAACGUCAGAUAGAACAAAUCAAACAGACAACCAAGGAUCAAUACAACAGUGUGAAAUCGACACUCGAUCAAACGACAGCUCAGCUGAGAGAAGAGGAAUCCAAGUUGAAGAAGCUGUCGUUCGAACACUCAUCGACCAGCGCCGAGUUGGAGUCGGAGCGUCAUAAAUCCGAACAACUCACAAAACAACUCAAUGAUUUGCGUGCAGCCAAACUGGAGCAAGAACAAGCGUUCAGAACCAGAGAGACAGCGCUACUCGAGGAGAUAGAGGAUCUGAAACGACCGAAACCACCACCCUUGCCAACCUUUAAGAUCACACAGCCUGCAGUGUCUGGCAAGAAAGGCAAUCGUUUGGUUGACGACGAUAGCUUGUCGGGCGAAUCACUCUCAGAGAUGAAGAAUGUAUUGAAACCAGUUCCCAACACACCGCCACCUCCACGUGAGAAUGGAAUAGCUACCAUUGCAGAUCUUCUCUACGUAUCAAUGCAAAAACGUUUCAACUCUAUGAAUCAAGUUGAUUUCGUGGAGAAUUUAGAUGAUGAUAACGAUGAUUUCGAGGAUUAUUAA
This is a messenger RNA of Heterostelium album PN500, 1506 nucleotides long. RefSeq lists its product as uncharacterized. NCBI's taxonomy places the organism in Eukaryota, Evosea, Eumycetozoa, Acytosteliales, Acytosteliaceae. The record is from RefSeq and is a predicted model, not a curated record. The transcript has a single exon. The coding region runs from base 1 to 1506 and encodes 501 amino acids.